CUCGCUUCGAUGCUGGGAGACUAACAUCUUCCAUUUUGUCUUCUGCCCAGGCCAGCUGCGGGCCGUCCAGUGGCUGUGCUACUUCUACAGCGUCAUCAUGCCCAGGAAGGCCCAGUGUGUCAUCUACCACAAGCUCCAGCUCUCCCUGACCCACAAAGUGGCCGACAAGGUGCUGGAGGGGCAGCUCCUGGAGACCAUCAGUCAGCUCUACCUGUCCCUGGGCACGGAGUGGGCCUACAAAUCCGCUCUGGACUACACCAAACGAAGUCUGGAGAUUUUCAUUGACCUCCAGAGGAAAGAGGAGGCGGCGCAUGCCUGGCUGCAAGCAGGGAAGAUCUAUUACAUCCUGCGGCAGAGCGAGCUGGUGGACCUGUACAUCCAG
This is a messenger RNA of Macaca mulatta (Rhesus monkey), 382 nucleotides long. Lineage: Eukaryota; Metazoa; Chordata; Mammalia; Primates; Cercopithecidae. The record is from RefSeq and is a predicted model, not a curated record.